AGAAAACAACAAGCGAAGAACCCAAAGCAAAGAAUGUAGAAUGGGCGUUACUUUCAACUUCAUUUCCCUAUAAAUCCAUUGGUAUUCCUCAAGACCCUAAUACAAAGAAAGCCAUGGCGACCAUCUUAACUGUUGAAGACGCUUAUCCUGGUGUCGAUGCUGAACUUCUAAAAAAGGCCUGCCAUGGAUGGGGAACCGAUGAAAAGGCUGUAAUAUCGAUUCUGGCUCAUCGAAAUGCACCUCAAAGGAAACUGAUAAGGGAAGCUUAUAAAGAUAUGUAUGGUGAGGAUCUUGUCAAGCGACUUGAACAUGAGCUAUCUGGUGAUCUUGAGAGAGCAGUGUAUCGAUGGAAUUUGGACCCUGCGGAUCGGAAUGCAGUGCUAGCAAAUGUGGCUCUACGGAAGGAACACCGAGAUCAUAGGGUGUUCAUUGAACUGUCGUGCACUCUUUCUCCGGAGGAGCUUUUUGAUGUCAAGCGAGCCUAUCAAUGCCGCUACAAGCGUUCUUUGGAAGAAGACAUUGCUUCGCAUACUUCUGAUGAUCUGCGAAAGUUACUUGUGGGUUUGGUGAGCAUACAUAGGUAUCAAGGUGAUGAAGUAAACUUGAAAUUGGCAAACUCUGAGUCGAGCAUUCUUCGUAAUGCCAUUGAAGAGAAAACAUUUAACCAUGAAGAAAUCCUCCGAAUUAUCACUACAAGGAGCAAGCCACAACUCAUGGCUACUUUGAAUCAUUACAAAGAUGAACACGGUUGCAAUAUGACCAAGCAAUUAAAGGAUGAUCGAGCCAACGAGUACACAGAAACACUACGUACCACAAUUAGAUGCAUGAGUGAUCCGAUUAAGUACUUUGAAAAGGUGAUACGUAAUGCUGUUAAAAAAAGUGGGACUAACGAGGACGCACUAACUCGGGUUAUCGUUACACGAGCUGAGAAAGACCUAAAGAUUAUUAUGGACCAAUAUCAGAAGAGGAACAGUGUGCCACUUGAUCAUGUUAUUGCAAAGGAAACUUCUGGGCAUUACAAGCGAUUCCUUCUCGCACUACUUGGGAAGGAUGAGUAGUUUACAACAUUGAUAUCUCAAGAGGAAGUUUUCGACGAUGAUGUUUAUCAUGAGGUUCUUUUUAUUGGUUCAAAAUUUAAAGAUACUUAUGGUUUGUUUGUUUGUAUGUAUUUUUUUGCUUGUGAACAAAAAGAGUGAUUGUAUGGUGUAUGAUUGAUCAUAUAUUAUUUGAAUAAAUAAUUUAACUUUUACGUA
Lactuca sativa (garden lettuce) is the source of this 1253-nucleotide messenger RNA. RefSeq names its product annexin-like protein RJ4. Gene Ontology annotation, molecular function: calcium ion binding; calcium-dependent phospholipid binding; phosphatidylserine binding. The record is from RefSeq and is a predicted model, not a curated record. Gene Ontology annotation, cellular component: cytoplasm; plasma membrane. Lineage: Eukaryota; Viridiplantae; Streptophyta; Magnoliopsida; Asterales; Asteraceae. Gene Ontology annotation, biological process: response to cold; response to salt stress; response to water deprivation.